AGCACCGUGUCAAAGUACUUGUCUUGCUGGCGUGUGAUUUGAGCUGCGGAGGCCACGACAGCAUUGCGUUCAGCACGCCAAAAGUUACCUUCUCUGCCGUGUGUAUUGUUGUUGUGUUUCCACUGCUGUUCUCACUCGCAGUACAGUCCAUUGCUGGUCUCUCUCAAUAAAGGUGUUUACUGCUACACGCCCUCUCUCACACACGUACACAGGAUGAACCUGGCACCUGAGACAACCACCAUUGAAGCGCAGCGCAGCACGGAGCUGCUCCUGCUGGAUCACCUCCGCAGUACCAACCCUCAUCUCUACGCGCUCUGGUGCGACCACCCCGACCACAACAAAUCGGGCGAUGACUCAGAGAGCACUACUGGAUCGGCUACAGAGAAUGAUGCCUCUCCUUCUCCCGCCUCAAUGAAGGAACAACGACAGGCGGCAGCAGCAGCCACAGCAGGAACGACUCCCUUCCACUACGCAGAAGCGCAGCUUCAUCGUGCGGCGCACGUUGCGUACGCCAGCACCCAUAUUCAGAAUCUCCCCAACACUCUGCAAGGCAUGUAUCCCUCGCGGCCAUGGGUGGCAUAUUGGUGUUUGCAGGCCGUGGACCUGCUGGGCGCAGUCGAGACCGACUUGCUCCCGCGCACGCCUGCGGCGGACAUCGCCGCGUUUCUGUACAGCUGCUUGAGCCGUGAUACGACCUGUGAAGCAGAGCUGAACGCGGCGGCUGUCCUGGCAGAGGACUCCACGCAGAAAUCCACUCCUACCGGGGAAGGGGACGAAAGGAAAAUCGGCUACAGCGCGGCAACUGUCGCAGACGGCGCGGAACGUCCGGCAAUCGGCUUUGCAGGUGGUCCCGUGCAUCAGCUCCCGCACCUGGCCGCCUCCUACGCGGCGUGUUGUGCGCUGGCGGUGCUGUCCGUCUACGACAAGGGUGCCGCCAUCCGGCGGCUGCCCCGGGCGGCGAUCAAGCGGUGGCUGCUGACGCUGCGCAACGAGGACGGCAGCUUCCGCGUGCACGGCGGAGGGGAGUCGGACAUCCGCGCGUCCUACUGCGUCGCCGUCAUCACCUCGUUGCUGUGCCUCGACGACCCUUCUACCUUUGACCUCGCACGCUGUCGUCGCGCCGUCGAAGAUGAUGACAUUGAAAAUGCCGAUGAUGCCGAUGCGGGCGCUGCUUUUCGUGCCCCACGUGAGUACGUGGAGGAUGUGCAGUAUGAGCCGGUGCUGACGCUGCAAACAGCGAGGUUUGUGGCCGCCUGUCAAACACACGAGGGCGGCUUCACGUGUGCCUCUACCGCGUCCGAGGCGCAUGGUGCGUAUACCCAAUGUGGGCUGGCGGCACUGCUGCUGAUGAAACAACCCAACCUGCUCCAUCAGUCGUCGCUGCGUCGGUGGCUGGCAGCUCGUCAGCUCAACUGCGAGGGCGGGUUUAGCGGGCGCACUAAUAAGCUCGUCGACUCCUGCUACUCGCAUUGGAUCGGUGCGUCGCACGUUCUCCUGCGCGCCGUGGAAGCCUACACGAAGUGUUUCCCAGCCCGUACGGAGGAGGAGCGUAACACCCGCGGGUCCGCCGCAGAAGACGGCGAGGAGGCGGAGAAGGCUGCUGUGGAUGCCUCGUCGGCCUACCUGCUCGCGAAGGAAGUUGUGUUGUUAGAUCACGCACAGCUGCUCGACGCGAAGCUGAUCCAGACCACCGAGACCGCAGCCUGGGAUCGCGCGGAAGCUGACCACAGCAGACGCGUCGACCUCGUCGAUCAGUUUCUUGGCGCGGACGACGACUGCCUUCGUGCUGCGUCGGCGAAGCGCUCGGCGUGGUCCGCCCUCUACGACGACAUUUUGAAGGCGCACGACCCUGCUAGCGCUUCACCGGCGGCACAAUCGGAGGCGGCGAAAGACAUUCCCGACGAGCGGGUUCGCACCUUUCACAGGCGCCAGGCCUUCCUCUACGCCGAUGUGGGCGACUACUACUUUAAUCAGCGCAAGCUGCAGGACUACGUGCUGCGGUGCUGCCAAGACGCAGGGGUUGGUGGUCUCAUGGACAAGCCGGGCACCGCCCAUGACACCUACCACACCUGCUACUCUCUUUCUGGGAUGAGUGCGGCACAGAACCUGCAGUACCUAACGCACGCCACGGCAUCCGUGGCGAAGGAUGAGGCAGCUUCGCCUUUGUCAAGCCCAAGUUAUCUGGCGCGGGCGUUUGCGCAGUCCUAUUUGCCUAUGCGCCGUGUGACGGGCAGCUACGGGGUGGUGCUCGAUAUUCCAGGUCCGUCGCCGGCGGCAGAGGCCAGCGUGUUGCGCACAACAAGCCCUAUCUUUAACAUUCACCAAUCCGCCGUGCUGUCGGCGUGGCGGGUGUGGGGUCUGAAGUCGUGUCUGUGA
This is a messenger RNA of Leptomonas pyrrhocoris, 2376 nucleotides long. Its product is annotated as farnesyltransferase beta subunit. NCBI's taxonomy places the organism in Eukaryota, Euglenozoa, Kinetoplastea, Trypanosomatida, Trypanosomatidae. Gene Ontology annotation, biological process: protein farnesylation. The coding region runs from base 214 to 2376 and encodes 720 amino acids. The record is from RefSeq and is a predicted model, not a curated record. The transcript has a single exon. Gene Ontology annotation, molecular function: protein farnesyltransferase activity. Gene Ontology annotation, cellular component: protein farnesyltransferase complex.